This is a messenger RNA of Oncorhynchus kisutch (coho salmon), 3585 nucleotides long. RefSeq names its product CTD small phosphatase-like protein 2-A. Bases 308 to 1768 code for a protein of 486 amino acids. Lineage: Eukaryota; Metazoa; Chordata; Actinopteri; Salmoniformes; Salmonidae. Gene Ontology annotation, molecular function: phosphatase activity. The transcript has 13 exons. The record is from RefSeq and is a predicted model, not a curated record.
GCUUUUGCGAUGGUGGUGGUACACCUGUAAAUUGCAUGUAAUAUAAUCCACAUUCCUAGACAUCAAAGUAGCGCUGGAGUCCCGAGUAGCUUUAUCGAGUGCACCCUCUCGGGAAUUUGUGAUGAGGCGGGAAAUGGCGUCCGAAGAGCCCGUCGAUGGUCUGUGGUUCUGAACACAGCUGGCAGCGAUAACGACGGACAGACCUCUCUCUCGGUGGCCGCACCGUUGCGGCUACCAGUGUGGACAGGCAAGCGGCAAGUUUGGUUACGAAUUGAUUUGCACCAUCGUCUUCCAUGUAACGUGUAGGAUGAUGAGGUUGAGAGUGCGGAAAGCUUCUAAGCAGACCAGCGCCAAACCAAAACCUGGUCCCAAAUCCAGCCCCGGCCGUCCAGCCCCAGCCUCGGCCCACCGCCCAGCCCAGGCCAAGAGGAAACACUGUGAGGUGGAGCCCACUGCUGCGACCAGGAGAGGCCUCAGAAUGCAGAAGAAUGAGACGGGCCUGUUUUCCACCAUCAAGAAGUUCAUCAGGGGAAAUGCUGUCAAGAUGGAGCAUGACAUCCCAGCUAAGAGGAGUCGUGUUGAUUGUAAAGUGGACAGCAGCAACCUGAUCACGUCUUCUCCUCAUCCUCCUAACAAAGCUAUCCCCAGGGGCUGCAGGAGAAGCGCUAACAAACCUGAUCCAAUGACGUUGAACAGUAAGCCCCUGAAGCCCAACGGUAAACUGGAGGUGCCUGUGGAGGUGGCCAUCAGCCCUCCUCGCACUACUCUCCUGGGGACCAUCUUCUCUCCUGUCUUCAACUUCUUCUCACCUGCAACCAAGACCGCCACUCUUGGGUCUGACUCACCUGGGCAGGUGCUGGAGGCUGAGGAGAUUGUGAAGGAGGUGGAGGAAAUGUCGACCAGUACCCCCACAUCUACAGAAGGCGUCGUCCUGUCUCCUGUUGCUCCAGUACCACCACCACCACUGGCUCCUCUGGCUACACCAGAACCACCUGUGGAGGAAGGAGAGAUGGUUACAGAAACAGAUACGCCCCUUCUAACAGCUCCGGUAUGCACCCCAGUCAGCUGUUACCCCCACGGCCCUCCCACGGCCCCUGCAGACGGCACCUACGAGGAGGACUGGGAAGUCUUUGAUCCGUACUUCUUCAUCAAACAUGUGCCUCCGUUGACAGAGGAGCAGAUAGCCAGGAAACCAGCACUGCCUCUCAAAACACGCAGCACACCAGAGUUCUCCCUGGUCCUAGAUUUGGACGAGACGUUGGUGCACUGUAGUCUGAAUGAGUUGGAUGACGCAGCCCUGACCUUCCCUGUCCUGUUCCAAGACGUCAUCUACCAGGUGUAUGUGCGUUUGAGGCCGUUCUUCAGAGAGUUCCUGGAGCGCAUGUCUCAAAUUUACGAGAUCAUUCUGUUCACUGCCUCUAAGAAGGUGUAUGCAGACAAGCUGCUCAACAUCCUGGACCCUAAGAAACAGUUGGUCAGGCAUCGUUUGUUUCGUGAGCACUGUGUGUGUGUUCAAGGAAACUACAUCAAGGACCUAAAUAUUCUGGGAAGAGAUCUUUCAAAAACAAUAAUAAUCGACAAUUCACCUCAAGCCUUCGCCUAUCAGCUUUCCAAUGGGAUUCCCAUCGAGAGCUGGUUCAUGGACAGGAACGAUAACGAGCUUCUCAAGCUGGUUCCUUUCCUGGAGAAGCUAGUAGAGAUGAAUGAGGACGUAAGGCCUUACGUCAGAGAACGGUUUCGUCUUCACGAUCUCCUUCCUCCAGACUGAUUUGUGAUUGGUUGACCCAGCAGGCUAACCAAUAGAAAUAUAGAAUGUAUAUUUAUAUUAGAAUGUUCAUUCUAAUUCUAUGGAUUAGCCCUGCAGUACUUGGAGAGGGAUGCCUUUCCUUCAACACAGUGGAGAUGAAGAGAAUCAAGUUUAACUGACUCUAAUGAGGAUGUUGUUUUAAAUGGAUCUCUGUCUACAACUACAACGUUUUCAUUACUGAUGAAAAUACCAAACAAAAUACCAUUACAGAGGAUUUUCUUAUUACAGAAAACGACAAAACACAAAUCUUUAUAAUUCCUGAAGCUAUGUACAGUUUGAGUAUUUGUUAAUGUUUUGUAUACUCAAACUAAACUGUACCCCCAGGGUAGAGCAGUCCCCUUGUAUAGUAAAAGGCUUCUGCCUAGACGGAUGGACCUCUUUGUUUAUUCUUGAAAGCAGGGCCGUGUUCGUUAAGGCACAAACGUUUUGCAACUAAGGAAAAUAAAGCGUUUCUGAUUGGACAAGUCCAGGCAGAACCUCUCCAAUUCGGACCGUUUUCUUCGUUUUUGGUGCCUAAUGAACAAGACCGUGGCGACUUUCUGGGAGAUUGUUUCUCAUCUGCAGCUACACUUUUGGACUGAAUGUCAUGCAGUAUUUGAGUGUGAGGACCUGACUGCUCCAGACUCAUUUUAACAGGAAUGGGCAGUCAAACCUGUAUAAUAUACACGCUCGAUUACAUGUGUACAUAUGACGUAUAUAUUUUUCAACUUUUCACUGUGCUUCUGAUUUUAGUAUGUUCAUCUUUUAACUGACUUUACACCUUUGGAAGAAAAAAUAGGUGAUUUUUCUGUUGUCUGCCUGCAAUUUUUACAUCCCAAUUGGCAACCUAUUCCCUAUAUAGUGCACUGUUUGAUCACAGUCCUAUGGGACCUAUUCCCUAUAUAGUGCACUGUUUGAUCACAGUCCUAUGGGACCUAUUCCCUAUAUAGUGCACUGUUUGAUCACAGUCCUAUGGGACCUAUUCCCUAUAUAGUGCACUGUUUGAUCACAGUCCUAUGGGACCUAUUCCCUAUAUAGUGCACUGUUUGACCACAGUCCUAUGGGACCUAUAUAGUGCACUAUACAAAAUAAUAGGGUGUCAUUUGGUAUGCAUGCUUACUUCCUAGUCUGCUUUUUAGUCCCAUUUUUUUUAAGUGCAGUUAUGUGGUCUCUAACAAGGUGCAGGUUUUAAUCUAUCUUUUAAGAGGAAAUGUUUCUGAAAUCAUCAUCAUGAUGAUGUGUAUAGGUCGUAAUGUUAAUGUAGUAUAAGGUUUCACUUGGAAGACCAUUCAACAAGCCAUAAUGAUGGCCCAGAUACUCAUUUAGAAAAUGUAUCUUUGAGAUUUCACCCCUUUUGUUCUUUUUUUGUAAAGAUGCUUAAAAAUCCCCUUAAGAUGCUCUGUUUUUAGGGUGUGAUGAAGAGUUUAAGGAGGAAGGCAGGCUUCGGAGCUCCAGCACUUUUUGUAUAAAAAAAUAUACUUUUAAAUGCAGCCCUAUGUAAAAAAAUAAUAAUUUUUUGUACACAAGUUAUCACCUCAAUUGUUAUGUCCGGACUAUUUUGAAAUCGUAGCACCAGCAAAACGGCUAACAUUUUUUUGUUUUUAUCUUUUAAAUCAUGUUUUUCAUUGCUGUUCUUAGUCGUGGGUGUGUGUGUGUGUGUGGAAUCUCUUAUGUAUGAGUCUAAAAGUUUGGCCGAUAAGACUCCCAUGUUGUCAUUGACCAUCUUGGACGGUCACUCCUGUUGUACUCGGUGUUACUCAAUGGUGUCCUUGAUCAUAAAUACAUUUUUAUACAAUUAA